Messenger RNA from Sphaeroforma arctica JP610, 1632 nucleotides. RefSeq lists its product as hypothetical. Gene Ontology annotation, molecular function: guanyl-nucleotide exchange factor activity. Lineage: Eukaryota; Ichthyosporea; Ichthyophonida. The record is from RefSeq and is a predicted model, not a curated record. The transcript is spliced from 11 exons. The annotation marks the transcript as partial.
GCCGUGACGGCGCAACUGGACCCGUCCUCCAUCAUUCGCCUAAACCACUUGGCCAAAGAGUGUUUCUUCAACUUGUUGUCGACCUGUGACCUUUCAUCGUACGACGCCUUUACUGAAAGUGUCAAAGAAUUGGUUGGCGAUCGAUCCUUCGACGAGAUUGGAGAAGUAUUGAAGAAACCCAAAGGCCACAACGGUAAACGCAAAGGUGAGAGCCACCGCAAGAAGUCUCUGCCCGACGCCAACGGAAUGCCUGUGCACGUGUUCCCCACAGUGCAGAUCUGGCACCGUCUGUGCGUGGUGUUUGGGGAAACGCUGGACCAACUGGCUGUGAAUGCGUUGUUGCUGAUUCUGCAGCAUGUGCUGGCGACGACUAUGGGCAUGGCGGCGGAUGUGGCCCACAGUUCAGACACGCUGACGGAACGGGAUGUGCAGAUAGCCAGCGACGGGUUCUCACUGCUGUCAAAGGUCAGGGGGAAGGCUUCUCCCAAGGAUAAGGAUGUAUCGGAUAAGGCUAUAUCAUACGUGGAGACGGCUGAGCAGUUCUUGCAGGCGGAGAAGAAGCUCGUGCGAGACUUGGACAUAGUGAUACAGGUGUUCUUCAACAAGCUGGAUCCGUCCAUCGCCCCAUCGAGCCCGUUUCUCCCGGAAGAGAUCUCCGCCCUAUUUGAUUCGUUUCAAAGGGUCCACGAGACGGCUUCGGCCUUCACCAUUCUGUUCGAGUCGAAGGUAGAGCAACGGGUGGUGCAUCUGGGCGAGAGCUUUGCGGAGUUUGUACUGUACCACGAGUACGAUGGGUACAUGACACACAUGCACAACUUCAAGUCCGUCCUAGACACCAUUGCGCUGCUGAGCGCACGAGACACACACGUGGCCUAUCUGGAGAAGCUGGGGCUGUCCUUCUCCUUCAAGUACAUUCUGCCGGUCUUGAUGUUUGAGCCAGUCAAUGUAGUGCUCAACUACUCGGCCGUGAUCAAGCUACUUCUUAAAGCCCAACAGAGCAAGGCUAAGAAAACAGCCGGUGAUGUGCAGGACGCGGCGAGUCUUCGCACAGCACUGACUCUGAUCAGUCCCCAAGUGGCGCAGGCGUCUGAGUAUGCCCUACAACUGCGCACAACUCAUUUCGAGCCGUUCUCAACCAUUGUGCCGCCGUUGGGUCUGAACAUGCCGCAGAAGCAAAAGGCCUUGCAGAGACAAAUCAUCAAACAGAGACUAGGGGGGGUACUCGACGUAACCACAGCCGAGGUGGUGGCUGAAUCCAAGCAGCUGCUGUGGGGUGACGCUGUAAACGUCUGUUCCGUGAACGGUGCCAGUGAGGGCAAGCUCAAACGCGGGAAACCACGCGCCUGUAUGGUGUACUCACUGGACACGGGUGUGGUGGUGGUCAAGGGCAUCGAUGAGAGCGAGGCCAAGGCCAGUGUGUUGCAUCUGAUCAGCAACGACAGUGUCAUGAUCUACCGCGGAGACGAGCGAGUUGUAUCCGAGCGCUUUGUGAUAUACAUGAAUAUAACCAAAGCUCCAAUUGGAAAGGAGCUGUCUGUCAACCCACCAGUGCAAUGGAACAUCAUCUCACAGUCACCACUGUAUUGUUGGUACGCACUUCAGCAAUGUGUAGAAGGCACCGCUUGCCCCUAA